GUAGAGUCCUAAGCACUAGGCAACAACACAAUAUACCCUUUCAUCAUCUUCCCCUCAAAUCUCAUUCACUCAUCCUUUCUCUCUCCUCAAACUUUUACACAUUAAUUUAAUUUUAUUAAUUAAAGUGGGCUUUUUAUUGUAUUUCAUUUUAUUAUUUUAUCAAAUUUUAUUAAACUUUAUUUUAUUUUAUUUCCCAUUAGAUUUAUGGUAAAGAAGUAGUAGAAGAAAGAAAUGCAGUGAAGAACAAGGAAAAUGAUACAAGUGGUUGUUGUUGUCCUUGCAGUUGCAGUUACUCCUCUCAACAACACCAACACCAACUGAUUUUUCCUUCUCUCUUUUUCCUAAACAAAUCUGAAAAAAACAAAAUAAAACAUUUUUUUUCUAUUUUAUUUUCCCUACAAACAAAAAAUAAAUAAAUAAAUAAUGGGUUCUGAUUUCUGAAUAAUUUCUGAAUAUAUUUGGUGUUGCAGUAUCACUUUCUAGUUUCUUUUUAGUGAUAAAAUUUGGGUUUUUUCUGAUUACCCAAAUUCCCUCUCAUUCUGUUCUUCCCCUUUUGCCAAAUCUUACUAUUUUUAGCUGAAAACUAGUGGGUUUAUGAUGGAAAAUGGAGGGGGAAAUGGUGGAAAUGGAGAAGAAUGUUGUGUUAAAGUAGCUGUUCAUAUUAGACCUUUAAUUGCUGAUGAAAAACUUCAAGGUUGUAAGGAUUGUGUUACUGUUGUUCAUGCUAAACCUCAGGUGCAAAUCGGGACGCAUUCCUUUACAUUUGAUCAUGUCUAUGGGAGUUCUGCGUCUCCAUCAUCUUCUAUGUUUGAAGAAUGUGUUUCACCACUCGUUGAUGGUUUAUUCCAGGGAUAUAAUGCCACAGUUCUUGCUUAUGGUCAGACCGGGUCAGGAAAAACCUACACCAUGGGUACGGCAUUUCAAGAAGAUGGACAUACCGGAGUUAUUCCUCUAGUUAUGAAUUCAUUAUUCCACAAAAUUGAAGAGUUGAAGAAUGAAACUGAAUUCCAAUUGCAUGUAUCUUUUAUCGAGAUUCAUAAAGAGGAAGUGCGGGAUUUGCUGGAUUCCUCCCUAUCAACAAAAUCAGAAACGACAAAUACAGGGAAGGUAAAUGUACCCGGAAAACCCCCAAUACAGAUCCGUGAAUCAUCUAACGGUGUCAUUACUUUGGCGGGAUCUACUGAAGUGGAGGUCAGAUCUUUAAAAGAAAUGGCAGCGUGCCUAGAACAAGGGUCACUGAACAGGGCAACUGGGAGUACAAACAUGAACAAUCAAUCCAGUCGAUCACAUGCCAUCUUCACAAUUACACUAGAGCAAAUGUGCAAGCUAAAUCAUGGAAAUCCCGAAAACAACAAUGUCAAUGGAAGCAUUAACGAUGAAUACCUGUCAGCUAAAUUACAUUUAGUAGAUCUGGCUGGGUCAGAACGUGCAAAAAGAACAGGUUCCGAUGGCAUGCGUUUUAAAGAAGGAGUUCAUAUUAACAAGGGUUUGCUCGCCCUUGGAAAUGUCAUAAGUGCUCUUGGUGAUGAGAAGAAGCGGAAAGAAGGCGUACAUGUUCCUUACCGUGACAGUAAAUUAACUCGAUUAUUGCAGGAUUCACUUGGGGGCAACAGCAGAACCGUUAUGAUUGCUUGCAUUAGUCCGGCGGACAUUAAUGCUGAAGAAACCCUUAACACACUUAAGUAUGCAAACCGUGCACGGAAUAUUCAAAAUAAGCCUGUGAUCAAUAGAGAUCCAAUAUCCAAUGAGAUGAUUAAGAUGCGGCAGCAGCUUGAGUAUUUACAAGCUGAACUUUGUGCUCGAGGAGGUGGUGCCUCCUCAGAUGAAGUACAGGCCUUGAAAGAGAGGGUUUCUUGGCUUGAAUCAACUAACGAGGAUCUCCGCCGGGAGCUUAGUAAGUAUCGCAAUGGAUAUAGUGCUGGUGAUCAGGUUGAUAAUUUGGGUCAGAGCGGAGAACUCGGUCUAGUAAAGAAUGAAGGGCAUAAGAGGCGUCAAAGUAUGGAUUCAUCUGAUUAUGCAAUGGGUGAGAUUGUUAUGGGCGAUUCCAAGGACAUGGAUGAAGAAGUUGCAAAGGAGUGGGAGCACAAGGUUCUUCAGAACACUAUGGAUAAAGAAUUAAAUGAGUUGAAUAGACGUCUGCAGCAGAAAGAGUCGGAAAUGAAGCUUUUCGGAGAAGCUGAUACGGAGACUCUUAAACAACAUUUUGGGAAGAAACUAAUUGAGCUAGAGGAUGAAAAAAGAGCUGUUCAGCAAGAACGAGAUCGACUUUUGGCCGAGAUAGAAACUCUUGCCGCUUCUUCUGAUGGGCAAACGCAAAAAAUGCAAGACGUUCAUUCUCAAAAAUUGAAGGCGCUCGAGGCGCAGAUUUUGGAUCUGAAAAAGAAACAAGAAAACCAGGUUCAUCUAUUGAAACAAAAACAAAAAAGUGAAGAAGCAGCCAAGCGGUUGCAAGAGGAGAUACAAUACAUAAAGGCACAGAAGGUUCAAUUGCAAAAUAAAAUUAAGCAAGAGGCAGAACAAUUUCGACUAUGGAAAGCUUCUCGAGAGAAGGAACUUUUACAGUUACGUAAGGAGGGGAGGAGGAAUGAAUAUGAGAGGCAUAAGCUACAAGCUCUAAAUCAGCGUCAGAAAUUGGUUCUUCAAAGAAAAACCGAAGAAGCUGCAAUGGCAACGAAAAGAUUAAAAGAGUUGCUUGAAGCUCGAAAAUCUUCAGUACGUGAUCAUUCAGCAAUCGCUAAUGGCAAUGGAGCAAAUGGGCAGACCAAUGAGAAAACGUUGCAGCGCUGGCUUGAUCACGAGCUAGAAGUCAUGGUAAAUGUCCAUGAAGUACGUUCAGAAUACGAAAAACAAACUCAAGUACGUACUGCACUCGCGGAAGAAUUGUCCGUGUUGAAACAACUAGAAGAGCUAGCUUCAAAAGGCUUAAGUACUCCGAAAGGAAAGAACGGAUUCUCUAGGUUAUCUUCACUUUCACCGAAUGCAAGGAUGGCUAGAAUUGCUUCUCUAGAAAAUAUGCUGAGCAUAUCCUCAAAUUCACUUGUAGCGAUGGCUUCACAACUUUCCGAAGCAGAAGAGAGGGAACGUGCCUUUAGUAAUCGUGGUCGUUGGAACCAGUUGCGAUCAAUGGGAGAUGCAAAGAGUUUGCUACAAUAUAUGUUUAAUUCUCUUGCCGAUACGAGAUGUCAGAUAUACGACAAGGACACGGAAAUGAAGGAAAUGAAAGAGCAGCUGAAAGAACUAGUUGGUCUUUUGAGGCAGAGCGAAACGCGCAGAAAGGAGGUGGAGAAGGAGCUAAAAGUGAGAGAGCAAGCAGUAGCUGCUGCUCUUGCUACAUCUGCAUCGAAUCUCCCACAAGGACCUGUAAAACACUCAGUUGACGAUAUGAGUGGCCCCAUGUCUCCAGUUUCCGCACCUGCUCAGAAGCAGCUCAAGUAUACUCCUGGGAUUGCAAACGGACACGUCAGAGACUCAGCAUACAUAGAUCCAAAAAGGAUGAUACCACUCGGGCAAUUGUCGUCGAAGAAAUUAGCAGUUGCAGGACAAGCCGGGAAGUUAUGGAGAUGGAAAAGGAGUCACCAUCAGUGGAUACUACAGUUUAAAUGGAAAUGGCAAAAACCAUGGAGAUUGUCUGAAUGGAUUAAGCAUUGUGACGAGACCAUUGUGAGGUCGAAGCCUCGACCUCAUGCCUUGACCGACAUGAUGUAAUAUAUAUCAUCGUGGUUUUGUUUUUGGUAUGAUUUGACUUCCACAUACAUCCACAACUAUGUUCGAGUUAGACUAGCAAUACCUAUGUAGGUUAGAAGAAUGCAGUCAUAUACAGUGGACCCAUUAUGUAUUGUUUUAUGUAUGUCUUGGCAACAUUAGAUCUUGGUGAAUUGGAUGUAACUUCAAUUCUUCAGUAGGGAGCAUCUUGUAAAGCAGUGAUGAUGCUACCAGCCGAGAAGAACACCAAGCGGGAUGGCAACCUUCUAACUCUCAUUUCUUUCGGGUUUUCGUCUGUGAAUAAGAGGGAAGGACUUCUUUGAUAGGAUCAUAUAUGUUGUAGUACUUCUAUGAAUGAAGGGUGGUUUUUAUUUCCCUUUAUUGUGCUUUUUUAGUGUGCAGUGUGUGUGACACGCGAUUAAUUUGUCAAUAUAUUACUCCCCCAUUCAGAUUGCUACAUUACGUAUAUCGAUAUUAGAGCUUUAUGGGUCAAAGGUAGCAAUUUCAGUGGGACCAAGGAGUACUCGUAUAAAAAUUAGGCCUUUGUAUUAGAGUCAAACUGGUUUAAUUGUACUAGGUUUCCAUGAUUGAUGUAUGUAGCACAUUUAAUGAAUGAUUGUAUUAGAAGUGAUUGAUUUAUAUAGUAAGAUUUCUUUUAGUUCC
Amaranthus tricolor (Joseph's coat) is the source of this 4365-nucleotide messenger RNA. RefSeq names its product kinesin-like protein KIN-4A. The transcript has 26 exons. Bases 595 to 3705 code for a protein of 1036 amino acids. Gene Ontology annotation, molecular function: microtubule binding; microtubule motor activity; ATP binding. The record is from RefSeq and is a predicted model, not a curated record. Gene Ontology annotation, biological process: microtubule-based movement; mitotic spindle organization. NCBI's taxonomy places the organism in Eukaryota, Viridiplantae, Streptophyta, Magnoliopsida, Caryophyllales, Amaranthaceae.